Messenger RNA from Monomorium pharaonis (pharaoh ant), 1063 nucleotides. RefSeq names its product sentrin-specific protease 8. The record is from RefSeq and is a predicted model, not a curated record. Gene Ontology annotation, molecular function: cysteine-type peptidase activity; deNEDDylase activity. The transcript has 2 exons. Bases 305 to 1015 code for a protein of 236 amino acids. Gene Ontology annotation, biological process: proteolysis. Lineage: Eukaryota; Metazoa; Arthropoda; Insecta; Hymenoptera; Formicidae.
UACACCAGUGUAAUAGUGCAGCUAAAAAGAACAGGCCAUUUGUCUCAUUCUAACUUAUUGCAUUAGUGCAGCAGUGCAGCGAAAAACAGGCUUAACUUAACGUCAGAAUGUGUACGUUUUCUGAAGAUACCGUUAUGAUACAAUGAUACUUGUCAACACUCGCUACCCUUUCGUCAGAAGACAAUAAUACAAAUAAUUCAAACAGAAGAUAUUUCUAAAGAAAAAAGUGCAUGAAAGGAGAUAGAGUGGUAUAUAGCGUCACAAACGAAAUUGACGUAACGACAGCCAAAAGGAGCUCUUAACUAUGCCAGUUUUACCUAUGAGUUCAAAGCAUGUUUCUCACGAUGUUCAGCCAACGAAUCUAUACAAGAAUGAUAUCACGUUGAGUUACCAUGACUAUCUACUCAGGAAAUCGGAUGUCGCACUACUGGAGAAAAAUGACUGGCUUAAUGAUAUCAUAAUAGGAUUCUAUUUUGAAUAUUUAAAUCAACAAUAUAGAAAGAAUAGCCAAAGUCGGUUAUUGUUUAUCGGACCUGAAGUAGCUCAACUAUUAAAAAUGCAGGAUUCUUCGCAGUACAACAUAUUUCUUGAUCCUAUCGAGGCUAAGAGUUAUGACUUUAUAUUUUUCCCUCUAAAUGACUGUGAUAGCAAUGAGGCAGGUGGCUCUCAUUGGAGCUUAUUGAUAUACUCUCGUGUGGAAAAGAUGUGUUAUCACUUCGAUUCAUCAAUCGGUAUCAAUAACUUCUCCGCAAAGAAGCUUGCACGGAAAGUAAUAAAAUAUUUUCUUGAGAAACAAGAGAAAAGAUACAUUGAAAAGGACUGUCCACAACAAGAUAAUAGCUACGAUUGUGGCUUAUAUGUUUUGUGUUUAGCAGAUGUCAUAUCUAAGCAUGCUGUAAAUAGUUUUAAAAUAAGCGAUUGUGAUUGUAGUAUCAUCGCGGAAAUGGUCCCGAGAAAACGUAUUGACUUGUUAAAAUUAAUUUAUGAUUUGAAAAAUUCAUGUAACAAUGCAUAGCAGAGUUGCUAUUAAUAUUUAUGUUAAAAAUUCUAAUUACAAGCAAUA